AUCCAAAAGCUAACGAAUGAUUUCGACCAAAGUACACUAGCAUUUCUGACAUUUUGCAUCUUGACACAUUCUCCCCCCCCCACCUGGACUUCGACUGCAUUUCCCUUGCUCGAUACUCUCAUACAGUGUGUGGUUCUCGCAUCUGUCUCUUCAUUGCGGUUUUCCAGACCUCGCACUUCUUCAACUGAUGCCAUAGAAGCCCGCCGGACCGACCUCCCCGCGCUCCCGAGGCGCUUCCCAACGUCGCGAUCGAACGCUCAUUUCAACGGAUCCCGAUCCACAUUGCGGCGAAACAUAAGCAUGCACUUCCCGCAUUCCUCAAGGCUUGUUCUGCUUCUCGCAGCUGCGACAGCUCGCGCCGCUGAUACCUCAGCUUCUUCAACGACCACGAGCGCCCCGGCAUGCACUGCAGCAUCCAAGAGCGGCGCCGGAGCCUUCUACGACUUGCGACCCGACAUCGCCGUCAAGCCUGAAGAGGGAAAAUCGUCAAAGGGGAUCAUCACUGCAGACUACCACGCUAGAGGCUGGGAUUAUAACCGGAACUUUACCCUCAAUAUCUGUGCCCCUGUCAUUGAACCCCUCGAUGAUGUGGAGGGGCUGACAAAGGCCGAAGCCAAGAAUGUCAGCGCGUACUACACGUACAAGGGGGAGACCUACUCGAUAGGGUCAUCGUCUAUGGACGUCCAAACUCGAGGGCGUAUACUUGUGCUCCAAUACAAAAACGGCUCGCCCUGCGACAAGAGCAAAUCCAAGCGAUCUCAGGUCCACGCCGAUGCUUCCUACAACAAGUACGCCGACGACGACGAUGACGAAGCUACACCUCUUAAAUAUUUCAACAACAGCGAAAAGAAAGUUUCCGUGGCCAAGGACGACGCGGAUUCGAACCCCCGUCGCAAGUCCGCCACAAUCUCCUUCCAUUGCGAUACCGAGCAGGUCGGUGGAGCUGCUCAUAUCUCCUUUGUCGGCUCCGACCCAGAUGACUGCGCAUACUUCUUCGAGGCUCGUUCGCAGCACGCUUGUCCGCGGGCUGAGCCCCACCAGCCGGGCAGCGUCGGUCCCGGGGGCGUUUUUGCCAUCAUCUUCGUCAUUGCCGUCAUGGUCUACUUUGGCGGUGGUGUCUUUUACCAAAGAACCGUCGCGCACGCCCGAGGUUGGCGCCAGCUCCCAAAUUACAGUUUGUGGGCUGGGAUCUGGAGUUUUGUCAGUGACAACUUCAUCAUCGCAACCUCUUCGUGCGCGCAACUUCUGCCUGGGAGGCGGGGUUACCGCCACCUGUCUGGCUCCCCCAGUAGAGCGCGCAAUCGUGAGGACGAGAACAGAUUGAUAGACCAGCUCGAUGAGGAAUGGGAUGAUUAGACAGUCAAACGGACUUUAGCUCAAGAAUUGUAGAUUAAACUUGUUCCAUCAAUCACAGACUGUGUAUUGGAGCUGCGGAAUAUUCUUCGGGAAUGUAAAUGAGUCACAGGCAACC
Molecule: messenger RNA, 1471 nt
Organism: Colletotrichum navitas
Lineage: Eukaryota; Fungi; Ascomycota; Sordariomycetes; Glomerellales; Glomerellaceae
Product: mannose-6-phosphate receptor binding domain-containing protein
Exons: 3
Coding region: 301-1356 (351 amino acids)
Source: RefSeq, a predicted model, not a curated record